Messenger RNA from Penicillium brasilianum, 633 nucleotides. The record is from the annotation of a GenBank genome assembly. Lineage: Eukaryota; Fungi; Ascomycota; Eurotiomycetes; Eurotiales; Aspergillaceae.
AUGUACAAACAUUCAUACCGAGAGCUGAUCAGCAAGCUCCCAGUCUCUCAAAAAGAUGUCGACUACUUCGCUAAGAUGCCGUUUGCCCGCCCUUACUUGGAUAAGUCUAGUUCCUACCAGCCGGUACCUUUCGUCACGAGAUACGAUAAAGGAGACUUGUCCGACAAAUUCUUCAACAAAGCGAUCAACUCGAUCGACACUAUUCCACGGGUCUUAGCUUUAAUGCGAAAGGAAUAUCCCCUACAAAACCUACCAACUACCGAAGGCUCUGACCAAUCGCAAGGCCUAGAGGAGCCACAUUUUGUUGCCUUUUGCCAACUUGAAUCGGGGGUGAGCGGCUACAUCAACACCACCCAUGGAGGAGUUCUGGCAGCUUUGUUAGACGAGACACUUGGUCUUUGCGCCGAGACCUACCGCAUUUUCGUCUCAGAUAAAGAUGAGCAUCUACUUACGGCUAGACUCGAGGUCUCCUACCACUCCCCCGUGCCUACUCCGAGUGUAAUCGUCAUCAAAACAUGGGUGAAGAGGAAGAAAGAUAGGAAAUGGUUCCUUGAGGCACAUAUUCUGGACCAUGAAGGUUCACUGAAAGCGACGGCGAAAUCUCUCUAUAUCCGGCUACAAUCUCCCUUGUAG